CCGAAAAGGCGUCGCAAAAGGGAGAAUUGUUUGAGAGCUCAGUCAUCCAAAAACGGCCUUUCAAUGUGAGAACUUGGGGAGCCGAAGAAAAUGUCGGAGGCAUCGCAGUAAAUUACACCCCCCCCCACACCUAAAAAAAGCAGCGAGGCUUUAGAGGGAGACGAGACGCGCAAACUGUUUCUGUUUUUUCGGGGGACUAAAGCCAAAGAGACCCGAGAGCCGAAGACGAGCUGUGAGCUCCGCGCACGGACGUUUUGCGAGCAGUGUAUGGAAGAUGUCUGGAAAGCGGGACUGGACUCCGUGGAUGAAAAAGAGAAGGGCGCCAGUGUUGUGCGCUCUGGGUGCAGUGCUACUGUGCUGCCUGCAGAGCGGCGCCUCUCUCUCCGACGAGGUGCCGUUGUUCACCGAGGAGCCCAUGUCCGUGGUGCAGAAGCUGGGCGGCAGCGUGAAACUGCUCUGCGGCGCCCGACCCGCCUCCGCCAACAUCAGCUGGCGCCUCAACGGCCGGGAGCUGGCGGACGGACACUCGGGCGUCGUGGUGGGGCCCGACGGCCUGUUCAUCCCCGCCCUGUCCAACCUGACGGUGGGCCGGUACCAGUGUGUGGCCAGCACGGCCACCGGAGCCUUGGCUAGCGUGCCCGCUAACGUCACCGCAGCUAAGCUGCGGGACUUUGAGGGCGAUGACCAGCAGGAGAUCGAGGUCGACGAAGGCAACACUGCUGUUAUUGAAUGUCACCUCCCCGAAAGCCAGCCCAAGGCUCAGGUCCGCUACAGCGUCAAACAGGAGUGGCUGGAAACAUCCAAAGGGAACUACCUCAUCAUGCCGUCAGGGAACCUGCAGAUAGCCAACGCCACGCGGGACGACGAGGGGCCGUACAAGUGUGCCGCCUACAACCCCGUCACCCAGGAGGUCAAAACAUCCACCUCCACCGACCGCCUGCGCAUCCGCCGCUCCACCUCGGAAGCGGCUCGCAUCAUUUACCCUCCGGCGUCUCGGUCCAUCAUGGUGACCAAAGGCCAGCGGCUGGUGUUGGAGUGCGUGGCCAGUGGCAUCCCCACUCCUCAGGUCAUCUGGGCAAAGGAUGGGCGGGACCUGCGCUCCCGCAACAACACGCGCUUCCUGCUCAGCAACCUGCUGAUCGACGCGGUGGGCGAGGCCGACUCGGGCACUUACGUCUGUCGAGCGGACAACGGCGUGGGCUCGGCCAGCUCGGCCAGCUCGGCGACGGUGCUGUACGACGUGCAGGUGUUUGAGCCUCCCCAGGUGACCGUGGAGCUGCAGCAGCAGGAGGUCGUGUACGGGGAGACGGUGCGCUUCACCUGCCAGGCCCGCGGCAAACCCGCCCCCUCGGUGAUGUGGCUUCACAACGCCCGUCCCCUGGCGCCGUCUCCUCGCCACCGCCUGUCCUCCCGGGGCCUGCGGGUCUCAAACGUGGGGCCUCAGGAUGACGGGCUGUACCAGUGCAUGGCUGAGAACGGGGUGGGCAGCUCACAGGCUUCUGCUCGCCUCAUCACAGUAUCAACCGGGAUUUUAUCCAGGGGCAAGCUGCCAUCCAUCUAUCGGCCGCUCAGCCCAGACAAGGUGCUGAGAGAGCAGCCGCCCGUGAGGCCCGGGGCCGCGGGGGCCACGCUGCCGCUUGACUGCUCCGAGCUGCCAGGACAGAUCCUGCCCGCCGAGGCCCCCAUCAUCCUGAGCCUGCCUCGCACGGGCAAGGCCGACUACUACGAACUCACCUGGAGGCCGCGGCACGAGCGAGGUGUCCCCGUGCUGGAGUACAUGGUCAAGUACAGAAAGGUGGGAGAUGCUCUGGCAGACUGGACCUCCAGCAGCAUCUCUGGCGCCCUCCACAAGCUCACUCUGGCUAAGCUGCAGCCAGACAGCCUGUAUGAGGUGGAGAUGGCCGGCAAAAACUGUGCAGGUUUAGGGCAACCUGCUAUGAUGACCUUCAGAACUGGCAAAAGUCGCAGAGGUGUAGGGCAAGAUGACCCCCCGAAAACUCCCGCCGUUCCUUCGCCGAGCCUCUCCCCUCCAGAAGCCCCCGACAAGCCCACCGUCUCCACGGCAACGGAAACGUCGGCGUACGUGACUUGGAUUCCCCGCGGCAACCGCGGCUUCCCCAUCCAGUCGUUUCGGGUGGAGUACAAGAAGGUGAAGAAGGCCGGGGAGGACUGGGUGACAGCGGUGGAAAACAUCCCCCCAUCCAGGCUCUCCGUGGAGAUCACGGACCUGGAGAAAGGUACGUCCUACAAGUUCCGCGUCGUGGCGGUGAACGUCAUCGGCUCCAGUCCUCCCAGCGCCCCGUCGAAGGCGUACACGGUGGUGGGCGGGAGAACCCACGAGCGCCCCGUCGACGGACCCUACAUCACCUACAACGAGGCCAUCAACGAGACCACCGUCAUCCUCAAAUGGACGUACACCGCCGUAAACAACACCCCCAUCUACGGUUUCUACAUCUACUACCGGCCGACGGACAGCGACAACGACAGCGACUACAAGAAGGACGUGGUGGAGGGGGACCGAUACUGGCACUCCAUCACCGACCUGCAGCCGGAGACGGCCUACGACAUCAAGAUGCAGAGCUUCAACGAGAAGGGGGAAAGCGAAUUCGGCAACGUGGUGAUCCUCGAAACGAAAGCUCGUCCGAAUCCCCAACGGCCCACUCCGUCAGAGGUCCCGGACUCCGGCUUCCAGAGCCCCAGCGGACUGGUGCCGCGGCCCGGCGACCUCCCCUACCUCAUCGUCGGCAUCGUCCUGGGAGCCUUCGUCUUCAUCAUUGUCGCCUUCAUCCCCUUCUGCCUCUGGAGGGCCUGGGCCAAACAGAAGCAAACGGCCGACUUGUGUUUCCCCGCCGCGGCCGCCCCCGCAUCCUCGUGCCAGUACACCAUGGUUCCCCUCCAGGGACUCGCCCUGGCCGGCCACUGCCCUCUGGACGGCCGCUCGGCGCCGCCGCCGCACGGCGUCUACCCGGCCAACCGGGAGUACGCCCCCAACAGCAAAGCUUGCCCCCCCACGCGCCGCCUGACGGGGCGCCAGCAGGAGGAGGGGGACUGUGAUUUGGAGUGUGACACGUUGUUGCCCCACACGAUGUCAAAUGGACACGUGCCUGUGUACCAUUACUCCUCCAGUGGUCCAGGUCAUCGCGAGCAGAGCUGCUGUCCUCCAGAUGACUCCACUCUGGAGCUCCUGGACUCCUCGCAUCAGCACCUCUGCUGCCAGGAACCGGGAGGCGACGGCAACUUCUUUGUUGGCGACGAGGCCGAGGACGGCUUCUCUUACAAGCCGGCAUCCUACCCUCACCUCUCUCUGGAAGACGAAGGGAUUUUCACCACUUCCUCUUCGGCAGCCUCGACGCCGCAAUCGGCAGACAUAAGAAUACAGGAAGUGAACAUCCUCCUGAGUGAGGGGUCCCCUGAGGACGGAGGGACAGCCAACACAAGAGAUGCUUAAGAGACCGUCCAACAAACAGAAGAAAACAAAUAUUUAUUUUUGUAUCACAGAUAUUUAUAUAUUUAAGCUUUUGUACAUACUGAUUAUACUGUAUAUUAGUUUAUUUUCACAAUGAAAAAGAAUCUCACUGAGCUGUCUGCAUUUCCCGGGGAGGACAAAUGAACACAACGAGACGUCGUUCCUCGUGUGAAGACCAGUCGAGGGACCUACAGCCUGCGGGGAGAUUCCUCUCAGCUGAGCACUUCAUUUCUAGACCUUCCUCACAGAUAUCCUCCAUCUUUAAUGUUUGGAUCACAGGUGCUCCAUGUACAAUUCAAACCAGACUGAUGCUGCCGUGAAGCUCUGUUGCUUUUGUCACAUAUUCACAACACAAACGUCUGUCCUUUUGUACAGCAAUAACACAAAUGUAUUAUGGAUUGUUCAUUAACAAAAUAUUAACAAGUGUAUGCACCAUAAAUCAUUCUUUCUGUAGUGUACAAGAGAUCAUAUAUUGUAUAGUUAUUUAUUUUUUUAUUGUGCUUUUUUUUUUUUUUUAAUCACUGAAUGGGAGAGAUUCUGGAAAAACUGUCUUAAAACUCAAGUCAUUGAUAAGCUGAACUUCACACUGCAACCACUUCUGUGUUUACUCAUUUGCUGGUUACCAAAUGCCUGCCAGGUGAAGGGCGCUGUGACGUGCGUCAGUAUUACUCCUCCAUCACAGGUCGGUGCAUUAAGUAUUAAGUCUUUGCCAGAGACGUCUGCAGACAAAAUGAAGGAGAUCCUGAAUCUACACUCCCCUCAUCAGUGUGGCCCUUGUGUGGUUGCACAUGCUGGAGCACUAUUGCUUGUAAAUAAAAGCCUAUAAAAUUGA
This is a messenger RNA of Pungitius pungitius (ninespine stickleback), 4298 nucleotides long. RefSeq names its product BOC cell adhesion associated, oncogene regulated (gene boc). Gene Ontology annotation, biological process: axon guidance; cell-cell adhesion. NCBI's taxonomy places the organism in Eukaryota, Metazoa, Chordata, Actinopteri, Perciformes, Gasterosteidae. Bases 275 to 3448 code for a protein of 1057 amino acids. The transcript is spliced from 18 exons. Gene Ontology annotation, molecular function: protein binding. The record is from RefSeq and is a predicted model, not a curated record. Gene Ontology annotation, cellular component: axon.